Molecule: messenger RNA, 3619 nt
Organism: Pseudoliparis swirei
Lineage: Eukaryota; Metazoa; Chordata; Actinopteri; Perciformes; Liparidae
Product: dipeptidyl aminopeptidase-like protein 6
Exons: 26
Coding region: 1-2436 (811 amino acids)
Biological process (GO): proteolysis
Molecular function (GO): dipeptidyl-peptidase activity; serine-type peptidase activity
Source: RefSeq, a predicted model, not a curated record
AUGACCACGGCGAAGGAAGGCGGCGCGCCGGCGAAAUCGGCUCACCAGCAAGAACAGGAGCUGGUGGGCAGCAACCCUCCGCAGAGGAACUGGAAGGGAAUAGCGAUCGCCCUCCUUGUCAUUCUGGUCAUCUGCUCGAUGAUCGUCACCUCCGUCAUCCUGUUGACACCAGGUGAAGACGACCACCUGGCUCUCAAGAGCAAGCUGACGGUCGCGGACCUCUUCAGAAAAGACUUCAAAGUUCACGACCCCAACGCCAAGUGGAUCAGCAGCAACGAGCUGCUGUACCGCGAUCGAGACGGAGACGUCGUCAAGUUCAACGUCGACUCCGACAAGAAGACCGUCCUGGUGCACAACAAGAAGUUUGAGAUGUACAAAGCCAGCAAGUACGAGGUGUCUCCCGACAUGAAGCACGUGCUGCUGGCCUACAACGUCGCUCCGGUGUACCAGUAUUCUUACACGGCCUUCUACAUCAUCUGCAAUCUGGAUACUCCGGCGACGUGGAACUUGAACCCCCCGGAGGUCAAGAAUGCUCAGCUGCGGUUCGCGGGCUGGGGGCCCCAGGACCAGCAACUGAUCUUCGUUUUUGAGAACAACAUCUACUACCGCUCCAGGGUGGACAACCGAUCCAUUCGCCUGGUGUCUACUGGCAAAGAGGGCGUGAUCUUCAACGGGCUCAGUGAUUGGCUCUAUGAAGAGGAGAUCCUCCGGUCCCACGUCGCCCACUGGUGGUCGCCGGACGGCGCCCGGCUGGCGUACGCCACCAUCAACGACAGCCUGGUGCCCCUGAUGGAGCUGCCCAUGUUCACGGGCACGCCGUACCCGACGGGGAAGGAGUACCACUACCCCAAGGCCGGCGAGGAGAACCCGGUCAUCACUCUGUACGUGGUGAACCUCAACGGCCCUCUGCACACCAUCGAGAUGAGGCGACCCGACGACCCCCGCAUGGGUGAGGACUACGUCACCAUGGUGAAAUGGGCCACCACCACCAAGCUGGCCAUCAACUGGCUGAACCGGGCCCAGAACAUCUCCAUCCUCACGCUGUGUGAGGCCACGACGGGGGUCUGCACAAAGAAACAUGAGGAUGAAACUGAAGGGUGGCUUCACAGACAGAACGAGAAGCCUCUGUUCUCCAAAGACGGGCUGAAGCUGUUCUUCACCCGCGCCAUUCCACAAGGAGGCCGGGGCAAGUUCUUCCACAUCUCCAUGUCCAUCUCCCAGCCCAACACCAGCACGGACACGCUGCAGUCCAUCACCUCCGGGGACUGGGACGUCACCGAGGUCCUGGCCCACAACGAGGACAGCCAGCUGAUAUACUUCCUGAGCACCGAGGACGGCCCGAAGCGAAGACACCUGUACAGCGCCGACACCUUCGGCUCGUUCAACCGCCGCUGUCUGUCGUGCGCGCUGUACGACGGCUGCGACUACAUCAGCGGCUCCUUCAACCUCGACAUGAGCUACUUCCUGCUGCACUGCCAAGGGCGGGGCGUCCCGUUCGUGGCCGUCUACAAGACGCAGAGAGACGGCGAGAGCGAGACGCAGGACAGGGAGAGCAUCGCAGAGGUGCACAAGCUGGAGGGCAACGAGAAGCUGCGGCUGACGCUGGACGCCAUGCAGAUGCCCAUCGUGGAGUACAAGGAGAUCCACAAGGAGGACUACACUUUGUCUCUGAAGAUCCUGAAACCCGCCGGCUUCAUAGACGGGCACCACUACCCACUGCUGCUGCUCGUCGACGGGACCCCCGGUGGCCAGACGGUGGCGGAGCGGUUCCGGGCGGACUGGGCCACGGUGCUGGUGAGCAGCUUCGGGGCCGUGGUGGUGCUGUGUGACGGGCGGGGCGGCGGCUUCCAGGGCACCACCCUGCUGCACCGGGUCCAGAGGAGGCUGGGCCUGUACGAGGAGCUGGACCAGAGGGAGGCGCUCAGAUUUAUGUUGAAGGAGCCGUACGUCGACAAAACCCGAGUUGGAGCUUUUGGGAAGGUGUACGGAGGCUACGUGACCUCCCUGCUGGUCAGCGGCGAGGAUUCCCCCUUGAAGUGCGGCGCCGUCCUCUCGCCCAUCACCGACUUCGAACUAUACGCAUCUGCGUUUUCAGAACGAUACCUCGGACUGCCUAAACCUGACCCGAGGGCGUACACGAUGGCAAAUCUCGCCCACAGAGCGUCUCAGUUCGUGGAUAAGAAGUUUCUUAUUAUUCAUCCAACAGCCGACGAAAAGGUCCAUUUCCAACACACAGCCAAGUUCAUCGCCCAGCUCAUCAACGAGAAGGCCAACUACACCUUACAGAUCUACCCGGACGAAGGCCACUUCCUCCACAGCGAGGCCACACGGCAGCACCUGAGCCAGUCCCUGGUGAACUUCUUCGAGGAGUGCUUCAGGCUACCGGAGCCGCUGUUUGAGGAGGCUCUGGAGGAGGAGAGCGAAGACGAGGGUUAGCUCUCGCCCCGUGGGCCCUAAACCCUUCCCCGCCCGUACGAUCGCCCGCCUGACCUCCUGACCUCCGUCCUCGACCCCCUACGCCCAAAAAGCACAACGCUGACAUACAGUUGUGCAGAACAUGUGCAGACUCUCGUCCGUUCCUGCUCCGAUUUUUUUCCGCAUUUGGACUCCGCCCCUCCCUGCGUCCGCAUGCCCGAACCCCCAGACUGCCUUUCCAGCAGUACGACGGAUCCGCCCCUCACGUCCAUCUUCAAACCCAGAGUUCAAAUCCUAAAAAAAACAACCCUCCCGGAGAGCCAGCAGACAGACCGGUGACCUUCGAGAAGCAGCAGAGACAACAAAGCAUCCGGCUUUCACUCAAACUUUACACGCUGCGAGGAGAAGGAACGCCUUCCGGCACACGUGACUCCAGGGGCACGCCCAUCGGCGGCGGGGGGGAAUCAGACGCCCGGUGACGAACACUUUGGCUCACACUGGCGACGACGACACAGGAAAUGUUACGAUUUUUAAAAAAGUUGUGAAGAACCUCCAUGUUGGAUUGUGGUUGUGUCUAUUGUACCUACAAGUAUGUAAAGAAAAGGAAAAGCUAGCACACAAGCUCUCACUCGGCAAUGCUGGAUAUAUUAUUUUCUUUUGGUAUUCAUGUUUUCGACCCCCCCCCCCUGUUGUUCAUCUCGUAGCCUCUAUUUUUGUGUCUCGGUGAUGCUGACAGAAUUCGCUGACUUGCACAAAAAAAAAAUGUUUGGAAGAAGAAAAAAUGCUCCGUUUUGUUUUCCUGAUGAAUCGUAUUUAUGCAUUUUAUUGUGACGCUCCGGUUUUCCCGAACGUUUGGUCUCGACGAGCAAACAAGCAUCACGUUGUUUUCGUCCCUGUGCCUUAAACUGUCAGAAAACACCUCACACAAGGCCGAUUUUGGAGAAAUUGUUAGAUUUUUGGGGAAAUGCACUUGGUGUAGCUUCUUGUCGAGAGGUAGGAGAUGAAAUGUGGUUCCCAAUAACUACGAAGCUAUCUUAGCUUAGCAUAAAGACCGGAAUUAAAGGGGGGAAAAGCACUAUUACAUUGUAAUAACACAUUUAAAAAAACAAAAGUGUGAAACCCACUACAGGUUGUAGUUUUAUGGGCGGCUAUGACCUGGACCUCGACUUUAUGGAUUCUCUAUAGUCGUUCACCCCCCCCCUCU